Molecule: messenger RNA, 7764 nt
Organism: Thamnophis elegans (Western terrestrial garter snake)
Lineage: Eukaryota; Metazoa; Chordata; Lepidosauria; Squamata; Natricidae
Gene: TESK2
Product: testis associated actin remodelling kinase 2
Biological process (GO): protein phosphorylation; actin cytoskeleton organization
Cellular component (GO): cytoplasm; nucleus
Molecular function (GO): ATP binding; protein serine/threonine kinase activity
Source: RefSeq, a predicted model, not a curated record
AUGGGAUGGUGAUAAAAAUGAAAGCCAUUCAGGAAAUAAAGCAUUAAUCUGAGAGAGUAAUUAUUAGGAAACCAAUGGCUCCCUUCAGAGGCUGGAACAGUCAGAGGAAUGGAUACACCCACACUUUUCAUCAUGGCAAAACCGUGUUUGUAGUCACACCUAUAACAGGUCUCCUGACUUCACCUCAAAUAGAAGAGUCCUGUCUGUAGUUAAGGGGGUAUAAAUGGUGAAACAAGUAUUAUGACAUUGUUGCACAAACUCCAUACCUUUUACACACCUGCUGUGAUAUUGUACACUUAUAAGGGCUGAGCUUGCCUUGUGAUGGUGACACACAUAUUUAGCUAUUUUGACAAAGCAUUAUUAGACUCUUUGUUUAAUUUUGUGAUUCAGUAUGGAAGUCUUGAGGUAUACCACUAUAACGAAUAAUUUUUUAAUUAGAAAACUCUCAUUGGUAUCUAGCCAGAAGAAACCUCCUUGGAUGAAAUGAACCCUGCUCCUUAAAUGCCCCAAUGCAAAAGACACCCCCAGUUUAAAGACACCGAGGAAGGUAAAUCAUGUGGUUAAAGCCAUUUUCUCAGUAACUUUUUUUUAGUAAAAAGGAAGUUGUCCUGUGGUAAUUUUGCUUUAUUGCUGUUCUUGAGACACAGAGGACUUUCAUGAAUUAUAUCAUUUCCAAAAACGAUUAGUAGUUAGUGCGUGCGCAUGCAACACUGUAGCCUGUUACAAAAUCUGCCCCCCACCAAAAGACUCCGUGCAGCAAAAUUAGGAAGUACUGUCUUGUGCAGCAGACAAUUAACUCUGCCUCAGUUGACAGCUGAAUUCUUCCCUCCUUGUGCAAACAAUGUAGAAUUAUUUCAUCCCUCGCUUUCAAUGGCAAACUUAUUCUCAUUGGCUUGACAUUCCGCAGUAUUCCUCAUCCGCUUUCAGUCGGAGUGUAACCCACACCAGCUCUCCCUUCGUCCCGCCCUUUCGCUUGCGCUCGCUCGGAACUGUUUGCUGCGCUGAAGUCAAACUGAUCUGCCACUCAAGCUCUUCUCCCCCACACCCCUCUCUUAACCAAAGAGGAGACACAGACCGCGGCCGUGUUUGUGUGUCACUCUUCAAUUCGAUUAGCUACAUUCCCUGUCCAUCAAACAAGAAGCGCUCUCGAUUGGUGGAAAUCCGCAGGCAGGUCCCGCCCUUCUUCGCCCUGUGGUGGCCUCCAGCCAGCUCUGGCGAUUUACUUUGAGCAGUAGGGUCCACGGAAUUCAGCUGGGCGCGCGCCCGUCCUUUCUUUGCUCUGUGCUGCGAACUAGGUGGGGGGACAGAGGCAGGGGGGAAGGGCCCUCGGCUGCUGCGGCCCAGAUUUGUGUAACUGGUUCUUCUGGAAAGCGACCAGUUGCUCCCUUCCGUGUCUCAUUACCCUGCCUGGGGUAUUUACCGCGGAGCAUUAGACCGUUUACCCCGGUGCGUCGCGCUUCCACUGUCCUCCUGGAAGGCCUGGGAAUAUGAGCUGUCCCUUGGAGUGCGGGACGCGCCGCCCCUCUUCCUCCUCUUCGAGGCAGUAUUUAUCCAGAGGAAAGAAACAGACAUCGACCACUUAAGAUGUGAAAGGUGCUCUUCUAAAGGAUUGUUUUUACAAAAUGGAUCGGAGUAAGCGAAAUUCAAUAGCAGGAUUCCCACCACGUUUAGAGCGCAUUGAAGAUUUUGAUGGAGGUGGCGGAAGUGAUGGGACCAUGUCCCAGAUGGGCAGAGUUUGGACUUCUUCAUAUAAAGCCUUGAUAAGUGCCUUUUCAAGACUUACAAGACUUGAUGACUUCUCCUGUGAGAAAAUAGGAUCUGGUUUCUUCUCUGAGGUAUUCAAGGUACGGCACAAAGUAUCGGAUCAAAUCAUGGCCCUGAAGAUGAAUACACUAAGCAGCAAUCGUGCAAACAUGUUGAAAGAAGUUCAGCUCAUGAAUAGGCUUUCACAUCCAAACAUAUUAAAGUUUAUGGGUGUCUGUGUACAUCAAGGACAAUUGCAUGCCCUUACUGAGCUUUGUGUCUUUACCGUACAUCACUGUGGUAACCUGGAACAGUUGUUAGAUAGUAAUCAGCACUUGUCUUGGACAGUGGCGAGUAAGCUGGCAUUGGAUAUUGCUCUCGGGACUCAGUUAUCUUCAUUAUAAAGGAAUUUCCACAGAGAUUUGACUUCUAAGAACUGUUUAAUAAAAAAUGAUGAGAAUGGAUAUUCUGCUAUAGUAGGAUUUGGCUUGGCAGAGAAAAUUCCUGAUUAUAGAAGUGCCAGUGUUAGGUUUCCUUACUGGAUGGCGCCUGAAGUGCUGCGAGAUGAGCCAUAUAAUGAAAAGGCAGAUGUGUUCUCAUAUGGGAUCAUCCUUUGUGAGAUUAUUGCAAGGAUCCAGGCAGACCCAGACUAUCUUCCACGAACAGAGAAUUUCGGACUGGAUUAUGAUGCCUUUCAGCACAUGGUGGGAGAUUGUUCUCACUUUCUCCAGUUAGCCUUCAACUGCUGCAAUAUGGACCCAAAGUUACGUCCUUCAUUUACUGAUAUUGUCAAAACACUGGAAGAAAUUCUGAAUUUGAAAAGAGAAGAAGAUGAAAGAGAACGGAAACUGGAUGCUGCAGAUCGAAAACCAUCUCUGUUUGCCAAAGGUAGGAUCAAGCAAUAUGAGGGACAAGGUAUCAAAAGGCUGAGCUCACUGGAUGACAAGAUCCCACCUAAAUCACCCCGACCACGGCGCAACAUCUGGCUAUCACGCAGUCAGUCAGACAUCUUCUCUCGGAAACCUUCCUGCAAGAUAAAUGUUCAGGAUCCAUAUUAUACACCAAGCAAAGGAGCAAGUCGGAAAGUCAACCCUUUCAAUUCUAGGGAAGACUUGAAAGGGGGGAAAAUAAAAUUUUUUGACUUGCCUAGCAAAUCCGUGAUAUCGCUUGUAUUCGAUCUGCACUCUCCAGAAGCAAGAGGAUGUCAAAAGAUGAGCCAGCCGCUUUUCAAGCACAGCUAUGCCUAUGAUUGGCAAGACUCUUCUUUCCUUCCUGGGAGGAGAAGCAGAUCACUUCCAGUUUCUCCUGAAUUUGUUCAUAAAGAUUAUAAUACAUUUGGAGAUCUCUUUUCAACGGUCAGUAGCUGUGAUCCCACCCAGCUAGGGGCUGAAGUGCGCCAGAGGCUGCUGUGCAGUAGUAAGUAUGGUGUAUCUGAGAUCCCUCCUUUUCAGGUUAAACAACGUAGGCAGGACUUGCAUCCUCCACUUCUGCAAGAGGAGGAAAUGGAUUGUUCUGGACUGGAGCCUCUGAACAAAAAUGGGUAUCCUGUAAAAUGUUCAGCUGAAGAGGCAGAACUUGGAAAGUCUGAGGGACAAGUGCUGCAAGAACACUCUGGCCAAAUGGCUAAUGUCUUAGUACACAAUUUAGACUGCCCAGAAAAUCAAUUCCCAGAAAUGUUCAUGAUCUAUACCACCUCUGAAGAAAUGGAGGUGGAAGAUGAAACUCAAAGGAAUAUGCCUUCCACUAAAUUGGAUUCUUCUAAACGGUUGCUCAGUAUUAAUCUUUCCUCACAGCAAGGCAGAGACUCCACUUUCCUUGAAGUGGUGGAUAGCGACACUUCAAAUGUUUCUCUGCUGCCUUCAGACACACCAGCAUCAAUAAGUGGACAGCCGAAAUGUGACAUUUAAAAGCCAACCAUUGGAUGAUUAUGGUGAUGAUGAUACACUCCUAUUAACUACUCUGGUUUUAACUUCCUGUGUCAAAUGUCUCUAAAGCAGUGUAGCAAUGUAACCAAUUCAUUUGAAAAUUCUAAAAUGUAUUAUGAGAGAUUGUAUGCAUGCAAGGAUGUAUGAAAGGAGUUCUCGGCAUAUCUCAGGAAGAAGCUAAUAUAGGAAUAAGGUUUACUGUUGAAUGCCUGAUUUAUGCAGAAUCACAGUUAUAGAGAUAGUGGGAUUAUUGGCAUCCUCUGCGUUUCUAUUUGUGUUAUUCAUACUGUUUAGGUUCUGUUAAAUGUUUUUAAGAACUUAGUAUCUCCCCGAACCUUCAAAAUCUUUGUCUCAUUAGCAGUAAAAUGCCAACAGCAAUAAAUAUUUAUAUGGAAUAUAUUAAAAUAACAAGUACACUGGGGGGGGUGCAGAUUGUCGUGAACCAGUCUUAAUUAUCCUGGCCAACCUUCAAAAGUAUGAAUUUUAAAUCCCAGUAUUUUGAACAAUGUUGGAAAAUUCUGGGAAUUGAAGUUUAUACUUUUGGAGGUUGCUUAAACUUAAGACAGUUGAUUUAGACCUUACUGGACUACAACCACAACUAUUCUGGCCAUUAACAAGGGCUAAUGAGUUGAAGUCCGUUAUUACCACAGGUUACCCAAAGACUUGUACAAGAUUUUCUGUCAUGGGAGUUUCAGUUUCAAAAAAACAGCUACUUUGGAAGAAGCUCAAUGUAUCAAACCAUUUCUACAAUAUUCAAAAAAAUCUUGGUCUAUGAUUGGGAGAAAUCGUUUUUGGAUUGGGUUCAUUUCCAGAAUAUCCUAUUUUGGAUCAAAAUGUUCCAAAAUAGAAGUGUUUUGCAUGUACUUCCUCACUCUUGCUUUAAUUGAACAGGAAGAAUAUGGCUCCGAAUUCUCUAAACAUUAUUAAAUAAGAUGAGAUUUGGCUACAAUAACUUCCUUACCUUUUCCAGUCCAAACAGUGGAGGCAUUGAGCAUAUUCCUACUUCAGGCAUUCCUUAUUAGUUGCUUGUCCAGUUUUAUUUUCUGGAAAGGAAAUUUUCCAUCAGCUGUUUUACUGAAGGAACAACAGAGUUCCAUUUCUGAAUAAAUUGUUCAUAAAACAAAAUGAAAUGAAUAUUUUCAUGUCUUCAGUAACCUCAUUCCCUUUAUUAUAGAAGCAUGAAAUGUAUCACCAUCAAAUGUUUGGCAUGGAAGAACUCUCUUCAACAUAUUUUUAAAUCCAGUUUUGCAUGCAUGUCUUCAUUAGUGUACGUGCUUCAUUCACACAGAAACGUGGUCUGUGUGCAAUUUAUAUAAAUUAUGUAGAUAGGUUGCUUGACAUUUCUCAAAUGGAAAGUGAAUUUUAAAGUGAAGCUAUAGAAAUAGCAUCUCUAUAUUAAGUCUCUUUGCACAUCCAGACCAGCAUAACAUGCUCAGAAUUUAAAAGGAAUUAAUACAGAUUAGAUAUAAAGGAUUAAAAUCCCAAAUCUUGCCUCUAGUUAGAAUACAUUUGAAAUUAGUUCUGGUGAACAUAGAUUUCCUCAUAUUCAUUUCUCAUAACUAAGAUCUAGAAAGGGCAAAUCGUCACAAAUAUAAAGCAUAAAAGCAGAGUCACAAAUAUUAGCAGACUGGGUUUGCAAGCUAAUGUUUAUUUAUAGACAUUCAUGAUAGCCUCAAGUUUCUUCAGCAGCUGGAGAACAAAAUUGUCUUCUCAAUUAUUCAUUUGAAAAUUUCUAAAGUAGCACCAUAUUCCAGUUUAGUUAUUUCCUCUUUCAGGAUUAGUGAUAAAGAAUCCCAGUAAUUAUUAUCAGGCUGCUUAUUUAAACAGUUAAAAAAUAUAACCACUUAAACAGGUUUUGAAUUUGGUAGCAUUUUCUUCCACCCCAUCCAAAGCAAAUAAUUCAUGAAUGUAACUUAUCUCAGCUCUGGAAAGCACAAAGCAUGCCAUUGUAUCUCAGAGGCCAUUUUACUCCAGAAAGUAUUCAAUUUCUUUGCCUGCAUUAAUUUAUAACUUCCUCUGCAAAUUGUAGCCUUUCAGUCUCUCACUUUUACUGCUGUGAAAGCUAGAUGGACAAAUUACUUCUGUUUUGGUCACUCCCCCUCCCUCCCCCUUGUGUAUUUCCUGGUUUUUUACAGACUCUAAAAAGUGGUAUUUACUCUUGCAAGUGGGAUGGUGGAUUCCUAUGCGGUUGCUCUGCCUUCUUAAUAGAGUGUUAAUGAUAACCUAGUCCUUGAUGCAAAAAGCAAGUCUUUCUAAACUGCAAUUUGAUAAAAGUUGGCUUCAUCGGAGCUUGAGAAACAAUAACUACAGCUAUUGGAUGGUUAAACAUAAAGGUAACCUGUCCUUUUCUAUAAUAUGUAAACACUGUUAUUAUCACAUUCCUAUGGAAGGCCAGCAUUGCAGAGCGCUAUGGGCCAUCAUCUAUAUUCUAUACAGAAUGUGGCCAAAUGAUGCAUAAUUUAUACAAACACAAUGAUACUAGAUCAGUUUUGCUUUUCAGCAUAUUUGAUUUGCUAACAAAGAUGCCUAUUGCUUUUGAUAAGCCACCUGAAACACUUCUAAGAUCCUCAGUUUAUUUUUAAUUAAUUUUGUCUAAAUUACAUUUAUAAGCAUAUUAGAGGAUAUUCAUGUGGCCAAAUGAGAAAGACUGUGAAUACAUGUAUGUAACAAAUUGAUAUUCUGACUAGAAAAAAAGUGUACGAUGGAUUCUUGGUUGCUGCAUCUUGUCCAAGAACACUGGUAUUUCUUGCCAGUUUAACUAGACACUUGAAUAAUUCCUCUUUGCACUUAAUGCUGUUGUUUAUACUGCAUGUCACUACAGUUCUAUGCAAAAAUACCUUUGAGGUAGCCAAAUAUUUGAUUUAAGGUUUAUAGAUCUUUAUAAGAUCUAUUUUCAUAUUUAUGAAGGAAUUUUAUGUCUUAAUAUUUGCUGUCUGUAAAUAGCUAAAUUUUGUCAUUAAAGCUAGGAAAAAAUUGAUAGCAUGUGUAUAUAAUUUAACACUGCCAGGAAAAGGAUUUUUGAAAAAGCAUUUUUCUAAUACUUCAGAUAUUUAUGAAUGUUUAAGAAAACAAAUCUUGAUUUGUAUGUGUUGAUUCAUGUCUGAUUUCCCUCCACCCUAGAAUUGCAUAAACGUAUGUUUCACUGGACUGAAAAAAGGAACCAAAGAUAAAUGUAGUUUAAAAUAUCUGCAAGUUUUCUUUGUCAGUUUUUGUAAACCAUUCCCCAGUUCACUGUCAGAAGAAAAUGAGAUAUGUGUAGAGAAAACAAAAUUGAUGACGCAAAGGAGCAAUAUAAAUGGGAAACAUUCAUUCUGACUUAAUAUUCACACAUUCCAGUAUUUUGUAAAAGUGAUAUCGUUUUUUUCUGUUAAAGUAGAUUCCAGAAGAGCUUGUCUCUCUCCAGAAAUAAUUCCUUAUUGUGUUUCCCUUGUUUCAGAUUUCCAUUUUGUAUUCACCCAGCAAUUAAUGAUGGUGGUAGAUUAUCUGAACAUUUGUUUCCAGACAAGACACAUCAUAUUUCAUAGUGUGUAAGCUGCAGUUACCUUAUAUUAAAAAACUAGUAACUGAAGCCAAUGUCAUGUUGGUAAGUUAAAUGCUUUCAUAUAAACAAGUAACAAAACAGUGGACAAUUGUCCUGUUGAGGUAUUGCAUUGUGAAUUCCUUUACAAUACAGAUCAAUGCUCUAUUAAUUUGCUUAUUUCUACUUUCCACGUUAUCUAUCCAUCUUGAAGUUUUCAAAUUACCGUAAUUGCAUUUGCCAAGGACAGAAUUACCAGUCAACUUCACUAAAUGAUUCAGGUUCUAUUUUGAGCAAAAAUUUCUCCCUACUCUUUAAGUUAUUUGUCAUACUUAACUGCCAAGCUCCUUCACAGAGGGACUCUGGCAGUGUACAAUAAAUCUACUCACUACUUUUAACCUACCAACCCCAUUUCUAUACCUCCUUAAAGGAAAAAAAAGUGAAAGAUCUAAAUGCUUUCAUUUCCUUAUACCAAAAACAGUUGUUGAUUGUUUGUGUUGCGUUUUCUUAUCUUUCGAUUUCACAUUAACAGUUAUCCUUCAAAUAUGAAAUAUGUUUGCAAUACAGAUGAAUACAAAA